GUUUUCAAGUAUGUCCGAUAACAACAGUGAAGAGAAUUCAACGAGUAGCCGUGAAAUUGAAAUUGAAUAUAUAACAGUAAAAUUAGGAAUAAUUAUAUUUUACAUAGGUCAAACUAUAUGUUGAAUUGAUAGAUGUAAGAGAUCCCAAUUAGAAUUAUAUUGAAUAUUUCCCAUAAUUUGAUUUGAGUAAAAUGUAAUAGGCGAAUGGAAUUAAUAUCUUCAAAUUGACAAGCAAGCUGAAAGAGUAAGGAAUACAAUUGGAAGGACGCACGAUUUCUUAUUAUAGUUUCGAUUGCGAAAUGUAUAUAAAUUGCGGAUUGGAUCCUGUUCAUUAUUCUUAUGUGAUGCCAUUAAAUGAAAUUAGAUAAACAAACUAAUUACGCAUAAAAUGCAUUCAGACUGGGAUUUCACUCAUUCACUUAGUCAUGUCUGAGGAGAUGAAUGAGAAAGUUAAUAAAAUGAAGGAGUAGGAAGGAAAUGAGCAAUAAUAAUAGUAGUAAAAUCAAGGAUAGGAGAAUUAGAAGCAAUGUAGAAGAACAAAGGAGAGGAGAAUUGGAUACAUCAUUGAGAAAGUUUAAAAAUGGAGGGAAUAUUAUAAUGUAACAUUAAAUCAUAAUGUUUAAGGGUAUUACAAUAGAUGAGGAGAUUAAGCGAUUUACUCUUGAAGAAGCUGCUCAAAAAGUAAAUAUCUCUAAAAAGAGUUUAGAUGAUUAUUUACUACAGAUUCGAUAUGGUCGAAAAUUUGGGUUUAAUUUUAAUGAACAUAAAAAUGAGAAAGUAGGAGUCUUAAGAGCAUUUGUCAAGAAGAACAACUCAUCUAAGAAGAAGAAGGUAAAAUAAGAAUGAUUACCAAGUUUAAAAUAUCAUUUAGUUUAUUUCUAUUCAUAAUCAUUUUUAAAUGCUUUACAAAAAAACUAUAUUUCCUUAAUUAUAUUUUGAAAACUAAAAGUGGCUGAUUAAUGUAAUUGUAAAUUUUGCAAUGUGUGAAAUAUCUAUUUUAUCCAUUCAAUUAGAUCUAUGAAUCAAUAAGAAAAAGGC
Paramecium octaurelia is the source of this 1038-nucleotide messenger RNA. NCBI's taxonomy places the organism in Eukaryota, Ciliophora, Oligohymenophorea, Peniculida, Parameciidae. The record is from the annotation of a GenBank genome assembly.